Messenger RNA from Cladophialophora immunda, 951 nucleotides. RefSeq lists its product as uncharacterized. NCBI's taxonomy places the organism in Eukaryota, Fungi, Ascomycota, Eurotiomycetes, Chaetothyriales, Herpotrichiellaceae. The transcript is spliced from 2 exons. Gene Ontology annotation, molecular function: RNA binding. The coding region runs from base 33 to 497 and encodes 154 amino acids. The record is from RefSeq and is a predicted model, not a curated record.
CUUCGACCCUUGCAGAGUCAAGCAGCGCGAGGAUGGCGGAGGGAUCAACCCGCCCGAACAGUACAAUCUACGUUGGCGGUCUUGACACCAACCUUGUGACUGCCACAACUCUCUCGGAGGCGUUCGUCCCGUUUGGCGAAAUAGUGGACAUCACUCUACCCAAGCCUGAGGCGCCGUCUUCGACAGAUUUACAUCGCGGCUUUGGAUAUGUCGAGUUCGAGGAGGCUGCCGAUGCAAAGGAAGCAAUCGAUAAUAUGGAUCAGAGUGAGCUCUACGGACGGGUAAUCAAGGUAGCCAUGGCAAAACCCGACAGAAAGGAGACUGGAGAAGUUGGGUUGGGCAGCACCACUGCCAUCUGGGAACAAGAGGAUUAUCUCGCAAAAUAUGGCACAGCAAACGAGGAUAAGGCCGCUGUAGAAAGCGCAAAGAACGACAGGCCUGCAGAUCCCAUGGAUGGAUUAGAAGGGCUUGAUGUUGCCGGCCCAAAGCCCGAGUGAGCGAGGAUGUAAUUCGGACGAAUUCAACACUACCACGUCUUGGACAAGCUCCAAAACAACAGCAGUUUUGCUCUGACGAGGACCGCCACAAUCCACGCGCCCGACUCAAAUGGUUAGCAGAAACGGUCAGUUUCCGCACAAGUUGGGGAACGAAGCCGGUUACUGUUGUCGACAUCUAGUCUAUCAGUUUGAGCCGAUGAAGGACUUACAACUGUCCGCCCAACGAAAGGGGACGUUGAAAGAGGGGAGGGCCGAGCUGGCGAAGCCGAGUUAUUGUGGCACUAGUAUGGCGGUUGGAAAAGUGUGCUGAGGAAAGGAUCAGAGUGGUGUCAACAAGCCACAGGACAGACUGUGAAUUUUCUUGCUGGCUGCAUUUGUUUAUAUACACAUCCCCGCAAUGCUUCGAAGCAAUUCCAUUUUCGGCAAUUUGGGACUUGAGAAUAGAGACUCUCCC